AUUUUUGCGUGAUGUCAGGAAUGGGUCUCACGGCGAUAAAACGCCUUUUCUCGAGCUCUGCUUGCCGUUUUGCGAGCCGCCACACGAGUAACGUUAGAAGCAAUGAAAUAAGAAGAGUCUCGAUUGAAGGAAACAUCGCAGUGCUGCUUUAAAGUUUAGAUGUCAUGUGUGUGUCUUCUGAACUUCCCAAGCGGUCGGGAAGUCAACGUUUGCCAAGUUGCUGCAGACCGCAGGACAGGACUGGGAAGUGAUAGCAGAGCCCGUCAGCAAAUGGCAAAAAGUGGACCAAACGAUUCAGGUCAGUCUCACUAAACCAGCGGCAGACGAUAAACACACGGACGGGCGCGGCGGAGGGAUAUUUAACCCUCGCGAACGAAAUAGCGGACGUGUACGUCAAACUCCAGAAAGAACAAAAUAGAGCCUGAGUCACAAUAUGCUUAUUUAGAUAUACAAAAAUGCAUAUUUUUAAUUAAUUGUAACCGGUUUGUUCUUCAGCUAUCACGUGGGAGUGUGUCUCAGAUUUAGCUACGUACUGAAGCGUUCGUGUUAAACCAAGCACUCUGAAAUAUUUUGAUUCAAGCGCGCUAUCUUGAAGCGCUUCGAUGUUGUCUUUGCGGUGAAGUCUGUCCAGAUAGCUUCGUGUUAUAUCAGCAUGUUACGCGCACUAGUUCUUUCUGUGCAGCAGACAGGUGGAGCUCAGCAGUCGGCCAGUAACCUGCUGGAGAUGAUGUAUGACGAUCCGAAGCGCUGGUCCUACACCUUCCAGACGUUCUCCUGCAUGAGUCGCAUGCGCACACAGCUGCAGGCCUCGGGCUCACCUGUGCAGGUGUAUGAGCGCUCUGUCUACAGCGACAGGUACAUCUUUGCUUUGAAUAUGUUUGAGCUUGGCUGUAUAAACUGGACAGAGUGGGCCGUGUAUCAGGACUGGCACUCCUUUCUGGUUGAGCAGUUCGCUCAUCGAAUUCAACUGGAGGGCAUCAUAUAUCUCCGAGCGUCUCCGCAGACCUGCAUGCAGAGGUUAGGCAGACGAGGCCGAAUGGAGGAACAGGGAAUUCAGCUCGACUACCUCGAGAAACUCCACGAAAAACACGAAGACUGGCUCAUCAACAAGAGUACAAAGGUUCAUUUUGAGCACCUGGCAACGGUGCCGGUGUUGGUUCUGGAUGCUGAAGUCGAGUUUGAGAAGGACACUAAGGUUCAAAACCAUCUCUUAACAAAGGUGAAUGAUUUUUUCAGCAUAUUAUAAAUGACAUCACGGGACCGAAGCACAAGGAUUAUUUUGCGUGGACUGUUUCUUUAAGACAGUGAACAUCCACUAAGGAUCUUGGAAGUGUUUGACCAAGUGGCAGAUCUUAAUGUUCUUUGCGGCAGACUACGGUCGCCUCUAAUGCAGGUUUCUGAACAUUCACAGCGCAGAAGAAGUCUGUAUGUGGUUAGCAGUAGGGUACAGAAGUCCCACCGUGACCAACAACUCAACUUUAUAUAAACAGGAAGUCAUUUUGUUCGUCACUGCAGUGAACACUUUUUGCACUGUUCGGUAAUAAAAAUACUGUACUGUGUGUAUGUGUAUAUAUAUACUGCUU
This is a messenger RNA of Puntigrus tetrazona (Sumatra barb), 1583 nucleotides long. RefSeq names its product deoxyguanosine kinase (gene dguok). Gene Ontology annotation, molecular function: ATP binding; deoxynucleoside kinase activity. Bases 653 to 1246 code for a protein of 197 amino acids. Gene Ontology annotation, biological process: nucleobase-containing compound metabolic process. The record is from RefSeq and is a predicted model, not a curated record. The transcript has 6 exons. Gene Ontology annotation, cellular component: mitochondrion; cytoplasm. Lineage: Eukaryota; Metazoa; Chordata; Actinopteri; Cypriniformes; Cyprinidae.